AUGUUUUCUAAGAAGGAAAACGCUCAGGUUCGUCCGGCACUGCCUGACGAUGGGCACCUUACCCGGGCUUCCUUUGCCCAUUUGGACGAGAAGGCCAUUCUACGGAAGAUGGAUUUGAGGUUGAUUCCCAUGCUGGCAUUGCUAUAUCUCCUCUCCUUUUUGGAUAGAGGUAAUAUCGGUAAUGCGAGGAUUGAGGGGUUGGUGGAUGACCUAGGAAUGACUGGACCAGAGUACAACUGGACUUUGACAAUCUUCUUCUUCUCAUACUGCUUUUUCGAGGUCCCGUCGAAUCUUGUGUUGAAGAAAUUGAGGCCAAGUGUCUGGUUGCCCUGCAUCAUGGUGGCCUGGGGUCUCGUUAUGACGCUCAUGGGCAUUGUCAAGAACUACAAGGGUCUUUUAAUUGCUAGAUUCUUCUUGGGCGUUGCGGAAGCUGGGUUGUUUCCCGGUGUAGCUUAUUACAUUACUAUGUGGUAUUGUCGACAUGAAGCACAGUGGAGGCAGGCUCUGUUCUUCAGUGCUGCCAGCGUUGCCGGUGCAUUUUCGGGGCUUUUGGCAUUCGGAAUUGCAAAGAUGGAUGGUGUUGGAGGUCUCGAGGGCUGGAGGUGGAUCUUCAUCCUCGAAGGGCUUCUCACAGUUGUCGUCGCAUUCGCAGCCUUCUACUUCCUUUACGAUUUCCCAGAAACCGCUUCAUUCUUGACGGAGGAGGAGAGGAAGUUCGUUGUUUGGCGUCUACGGUACCAAGGCUCCGUUGAUGUGAGGGAAUCAGCAGCUGUCGUCACAGACGAGAAGGUUGAAACAGCAAUGGUUGAGGAUAUCCGCUCAAACACGAAGAAUGCGCCUGCUGUUGCAGAGGUAGAGGAGUUUGAAUGGAAGUAUGUCCUGGACGCUUUCAGCGAUUGGCAGAUUUGGGUCAACAUUUUUGUUUAUUGGGGAAUUGUUUGUCCUCUGUACGGUAUCAGCUUGUUUCUUCCCAGCAUCAUCAAGAACUUAGGCUAUUCGUCUUCCAAGGCUCAACUACUCACUGUUCCCAUCUACAUCACCGCGUCGAUUCUUUCCGUCAUCACAGCUUGGGUCAGUGACAAGAGGGGGAUCAGAUCGCCUUUCGUGUUUGGGGGACUAUGUCUUACAGCCAUUGGGUUUAUCAUCGCCAUCUCCGCACCACCAAGUGUACCAGGACUAGUCUACGCGGGUGUUUUUAUCGCCACUUGCGGUAUCUACCCAGCAUUCCCCGGAAAUAUCACUUGGCUAUCAAACAAUUUGUCCGGCUCCCUGAAACGAUCUGCCGGAAUGGCGAUUCAGAUCGCAGUUGGAAACCUUGGUGGCGCCAUGGCGUCAAAUUUCUACAGGAGCAAUGACGCGCCUAGGUACACCCUGGGACAUGCGUUGGAGCUUGGAUUUAUCGGGGCCGGUUUGAUUGCUGUGGGCAUCUUGUUCUUUGGAUACAAGAGGAUCAACGCCAAGCGGGAACGAAUUGGUGAUGAUCAUGGGCUGACCGUCCAGGAGAUGGCUAGACUGGGAGACAAGUCACCCGGAUUUAGAUAUGUGCUGUGA
Molecule: messenger RNA, 1551 nt
Organism: Morchella sextelata
Lineage: Eukaryota; Fungi; Ascomycota; Pezizomycetes; Pezizales; Morchellaceae
Exons: 7
Coding region: 1-1551 (516 amino acids)
Biological process (GO): transmembrane transport
Cellular component (GO): membrane
Molecular function (GO): transmembrane transporter activity
Source: RefSeq, a predicted model, not a curated record